Populus nigra (black poplar) is the source of this 2133-nucleotide messenger RNA. Its product is annotated as elongator complex protein 3-like. Bases 142 to 1833 code for a protein of 563 amino acids. NCBI's taxonomy places the organism in Eukaryota, Viridiplantae, Streptophyta, Magnoliopsida, Malpighiales, Salicaceae. Gene Ontology annotation, biological process: tRNA wobble base 5-methoxycarbonylmethyl-2-thiouridinylation. Gene Ontology annotation, cellular component: cytoplasm; elongator holoenzyme complex; nucleus. The transcript is spliced from 9 exons. The record is from RefSeq and is a predicted model, not a curated record. Gene Ontology annotation, molecular function: acyltransferase activity, transferring groups other than amino-acyl groups; iron-sulfur cluster binding.
AUCAUUCCCAUUUUAAUUACUGGUUACCAAACACGGGGAGCUUAUUCCUCACAACCAAACGGGCUUAAACAGAAUCGAGUGCUUCUUUUCCCUUUCCUCUCAGCGCGCAUCCCACCUCUCCCCUUCCUCCCCUUCUCUCCAAUGGCAACUGCAGUAAUUACCGAGACCAGAAAACUCCCGCGACCUGGUCGCGGCGGUUACCAACCUCACGGACUAACCGAAGAAGAAGCUAGAGUCCGAGCCAUAGCCGAAAUCGUCAAUUCCAUGGUAGACCUUUCACGAAAAAACCAAACCGUCGAUCUUAACGCACUAAAAUCUGCCGCAUGUCGCAAAUACGGCCUCGCACGUGCUCCAAAACUCGUCGAGAUGAUCGCAGCGUUGCCGGAUUCUGACCGCGAGUCACUGCUACCGAAACUCCGAGCCAAACCGGUACGCACGGCAUCAGGAAUUGCAGUUGUUGCUGUCAUGUCGAAGCCUCACCGGUGCCCGCAUAUCGCGACGACGGGGAAUAUUUGUGUGUAUUGUCCUGGUGGACCGGACUCAGAUUUUGAGUACAGUACGCAGUCGUAUACUGGUUAUGAACCUACCAGUAUGCGUGCGAUUCGAGCUAGAUAUAACCCAUAUGUCCAGGCUAGAAGCAGGAUUGAUCAGCUUAAGAGACUGGGUCAUAGCGUGGAUAAGGUUGAGUUCAUAUUAAUGGGUGGUACUUUCAUGUCAUUGCCAGCAGAUUACCGUGAUUACUUUAUAAGGAACCUUCACGAUGCUUUAUCAGGGCACACUUCUGCCAAUGUUGAAGAGGCAGUUGCCUACUCUGAGCAUGGUGCAACCAAGUGCAUUGGCAUGACGAUUGAAACGAGGCCAGAUUAUUGUCUUGGUCCUCAUCUACGCCAAAUGCUUUCAUAUGGGUGCACACGAUUGGAGAUUGGAGUUCAAAGUACAUAUGAGGAUGUUGCUCGAGACACUAAUAGAGGACACACGGUAGCUGCUGUGGCUGAUUGUUUUUGCUUGGCAAAGGAUGCUGGUUUUAAGGUUGUUGCUCAUAUGAUGCCUGAUCUUCCAAAUGUAGGGGUUGAGAGGGACUUGGAAAGUUUUCGAGAGUUCUUUGAGAGUCCUUGUUUUAGAGCUGACGGGCUCAAAAUUUAUCCUACACUUGUAAUUCGUGGAACUGGGCUUUAUGAGCUAUGGAAAACUGGCAGGUACAGAAAUUAUCCACCUGAGCAACUUGUAGAUAUUGUAGCAAGGAUCCUAGCCAUGGUACCCCCUUGGACGCGAGUUUAUAGAGUUCAAAGGGAUAUUCCUAUGCCUUUGGUUACAUCUGGAGUUGAGAAAGGAAAUCUUAGGGAGUUAGCCUUAGCUCGGAUGGAUGACUUGGGCCUGAAAUGCCGUGAUGUCCGUACACGUGAGGCUGGAAUCCAGGAUAUUCAUCACAAGAUUAAGCCAGAAGAAGUUCAACUCGUUCGCCGUGAUUAUACUGCCAAUGAAGGCUGGGAAACAUUUCUUUCCUACGAGGAUACACGCCAGGAUAUUCUUGUUGGGUUACUGCGCUUACGAAAAUGUGGCCGCAACGUUACUUGCCCUGAGCUUACGGGGAAUUGCUCUAUUGUUCGUGAACUUCAUGUUUAUGGAACUGCAGUUCCUGUUCAUGGGCGUGAUGCAGAGAAGCUGCAACACCAGGGUUAUGGUACACUUUUGAUGGAAGAGGCAGAACAGAUUGCUCGCAAGGAGCAUAGAUCGACCAAAAUAGCUGUUAUUUCAGGAGUAGGAACCCGCCAUUACUAUAGAAAAUUGGGCUACGAGCUUGAAGGGCCAUACAUGGUGAAAUCCCUUUCUUAACCUAAACGUGUGAUGCAUUAAAAUUUUGUAACGUUAUUCUAGGUACUGGCGUAGAAUUUCUUGCUUCCCUUGAUCUUAAGUUGAGUUUGUUACAUAUCCUGAGAAAAGCCCAAAUUCUUUAAACGGAAGAAGAUGGUUUUCAAAAGUUGCAGGAAAGAAGUGUGCGUGCUUGUUGGUUAUUUCAAAAUGUUAGCGGGAUCCUUGUCUAUUCAGUUUUUGAAAUCAACUCGAAUGAAUUAGAUAUUUGGUCACCGGAUUAUAAAACAAACCGGGUGAUCUGAAUCGGAUACAUUGACACUA